AUAGCUCCGCUGCCACACUGGUCACUCUGCCGCCUGACAUAACAUCUAUUGACAAAUCAAAAUGUUCUUUAAAUACAAACCGAGAAUAUUGCUCACACAAUUCAACCUACCGCGAUGUUAUGCCACAAAGCAGACACCCCGACCAAAAGACAGCCGUCCUGUUGGUCUGGCCCAUCCGCCAGAUCCGAAGACCGUCAGCUGCGACUACAUAGGUCCACCAGAUUCGCAAUCGAACCUGCGUCCCUACGUAAGGCACUACAAUGACAACGAAACGGCUUUGGCUAAUAAAUUGCGAAUGACGCGAAUCGAAGUAGAGGCUUGGAAUGCGAGUUUCUGGACUAGGCACAACAAACGGUUCUAUGAGACGAAGAAUUACAACAAGUGUCGUUUUCAGGAGAAAGAGGACUUUAUACGACUGCACAAAGAGGCUGGCAACGAGGAAAUUUCAGCCGAUCGCAUGAGCGUGUUCUAUAAAACUUUUUUGGACAAGAAUAGGCGCAUUCAUUUAAUGUAUAACCUUUCGUGGUAUAUGAAAAACUUUGACAUGCUCACAAUGGCGUUUAUGGUGGAGGUUCAAAAUCUUCUAGCGCGUGGAAAGAGACGAACAGGAGUCUAAGCACUCAGAAACUAGUAUUUUGGCCAUUUGUUUGAUUAGCAUAUAAAUAUGUACGUCUGAAGAAAUUUUGAGUAUUUAAGGAGUCAAAUAAAAAAUAUCGAA
Molecule: messenger RNA, 718 nt
Organism: Drosophila obscura
Lineage: Eukaryota; Metazoa; Arthropoda; Insecta; Diptera; Drosophilidae
Gene: Coa8
Product: COA8 family protein CG14806, mitochondrial
Exons: 3
Coding region: 62-616 (184 amino acids)
Biological process (GO): intrinsic apoptotic signaling pathway
Cellular component (GO): mitochondrion
Source: RefSeq, a predicted model, not a curated record